UUCAUACAAAUGGCUUCGUUGAGAGGCCCACAUUGAGGCCAUCAGUGAACUGUUGAUAUCCGUCGCAUGCAUUUAUGUGCUGUGGUCCACGUACGUAAUUCGUUGCUAAAGUUAAACAAUCCUACAGUGGCUUUUUAUAAAGACAUUCGUACAAAAUGAUGCAAUUCAUGUUGUUAUUUAGUCGUCAAGGCAAGUUGAGAUUACAAAAGUGGUACGUGGCUCAUCCGGACAAAGUCAAGAAGAAAAUUACCAGAGAACUCAUAACGACGAUCUUGGCGAGGAAACCAAAAAUGUCAAGUUUUCUAGAAUGGAAAGAUCUGAAAGUUGUUUACAAAAGAUAUGCUAGUUUAUACUUUUGUUGCGCGAUAGAGCAAAAUGACAACGAGUUAUUGACGCUGGAAAUAAUACACAGAUAUGUCGAGCUAUUGGACAAAUACUUUGGGAGUGUAUGCGAACUGGAUAUUAUAUUCAACUUUGAGAAAGCCUAUUUCAUAUUGGACGAAUUACUCGUCGGCGGGGAGAUCCAAGAGACGAGCAAGAAGAACGUCCUGAAAGCCAUAGCUGCCCAGGAUUUGUUGCAGGAGGACGAGGCUGUGGAGGGCGCACUCAGGGAGAUAGGGCUUUUGUGAACCCAAGAAACAGCAAAAAAAAACUCGACAAAAGCGACAAAAGCAACAAUUUCGAUCAAGAGAAAAUCGACUGGAACGAUUCAAGAAACGACCCCUUCACUCACACACUUCUUCACGAUGCCAUUAUACAUCAAAUUUACCAAUUCAACUGUCGUGUUUUUAUACGUAUUAAUCGAAAUUUUUCAAAAGAAUAUCAAUAUACUUUUAUACAUACACACACAUAAAUAUAUAUAUACACCCAGUAGCCAGGCCAAUUAUUAUACAUUUGAUAACAAUAUUAACCGUUUAUCUCGUCAACGUUUUUCUCGUCGAUCGUCAAAAUUGUUUUAGGUUUACAAUCAUUUAAAUUAGUUGGAUCAGUAAUGGGAUAAUAACAUUAGAUCACUGUUAGAGUAGCAAUCAAGACCGUACUGUGGCAAUAAAAAUUAGCACUAUUAAUUCGCUUGUUAAUGGUGUUCUUCUCAAGAAAAAGACUCGUCGAAUCGAGGAAAUAACAAUUGUAUCAUAGUAUUAGAAAUUAUUUAUUUUAAAUAGUAUUAGCCAAUUUAUGUACUUUAUAUAUAAAGUAGUAUUUAAAUAGUAUUUUGCAGAGAUUUUUACAUGUGUAUUUAUACGUGUGUAUAUAUAAACACAGUGUCAAUUUUCUAAUAUCGUUAUAACAUGAUUACCGAUAACACAGUGCUAGUAUGAUGAUAUAUAAUAAUAAAUGUGUACACGAAGAAUUUUCAA
Molecule: messenger RNA, 1358 nt
Organism: Ceratina calcarata
Lineage: Eukaryota; Metazoa; Arthropoda; Insecta; Hymenoptera; Apidae
Gene: AP-1sigma
Product: AP-1 complex subunit sigma-2
Exons: 5
Coding region: 156-629 (157 amino acids)
Biological process (GO): intracellular protein transport; vesicle-mediated transport
Cellular component (GO): membrane coat; AP-1 adaptor complex
Molecular function (GO): clathrin-cargo adaptor activity
Source: RefSeq, a predicted model, not a curated record